AUGUCGAGCAUUAUCCACAAAGUCAAGGAUGCCGUGACCGGUCAUCAUCAUGAGGAGUCAACCUCGAACUAUGACUCCUCCAAGGCAUCCAACAAGAUUGAUGAUGCCCGUGAUACUUACGGAUCCUCAAACAACACUGCGGACAACAGCAAAUACACUUCUACCAACUCAGGGUCCAACACUUAUGGCUCUGGCUCUGGUGCCGGCUAUGAGAACACAUCCACUGCCGGCUCUGGAGGCUACGGCACCGGUGCUGGCAGUGGCCAGAGCGCCGGCACUGGCGGCCUAAACUCUGGCUCCGGCUAUGAGAACACAUCCACUACCGGUGCUGGAGGCUACGGCAGCAACACCACUGGCCGCUCUACCGAAGAAACCGGCUACGGCUCCAGCACAGGUCACUCUUCUGGGCAGACCGGCUAUGGCUCCAGCAAUGCUGGAUCUGGAGGUGAUAAAUUCGGCAGCACCACUGGCCGCUCUACUGGAGAGACUGGCUACGGCUCCAGCAACCCUCUAUCCGGUAGCGACAACUAUGGUAGCUCCACCGGCCACUCUUCUGGACAGACCGGCUAUGGUUCCAGCAACACUGGCCACUCCACCGGCCAGUCCGGCUAUGGCUCCAGCAACCCUCUGUCUGGUAGCGACAACUACGGUAGCUCCACCGGCCACUCUUCUGGACAGACCGGCUAUGCUUCCAGCAACACUGGCCACUCCACCGGCCAGUCCGGCUAUGGCUCCAACAAUGCUGUAUCUGGAGGCGACAACUACGGCAGCACCACUGGCCGCUCCACUGGACAGUCUGGCUUUGGCGCCAAUGACAACUACGGAGGUGGAGGCAGCAGCUACAACGCACCAACCUCCAAGACUGGAAACACCUCUGGUCCCCACGGAUCUGACCUGCUGAACAAGCUUGACCCCAGUGUCAACGCGAAGGAUGCUCUCGGCAGCCAGCGCAACUACUAG
Molecule: messenger RNA, 960 nt
Organism: Penicillium vulpinum
Lineage: Eukaryota; Fungi; Ascomycota; Eurotiomycetes; Eurotiales; Aspergillaceae
Exons: 2
Coding region: 1-960 (319 amino acids)
Source: RefSeq, a predicted model, not a curated record